Molecule: messenger RNA, 402 nt
Organism: Gongylonema pulchrum
Lineage: Eukaryota; Metazoa; Nematoda; Chromadorea; Rhabditida; Gongylonematidae
Source: the annotation of a GenBank genome assembly
AUGGGCUCGCAGAUUGAUUUUGUAAGAACGGAUGAACUGGAGCAGUCAUGGCGCAUAUUUACUCCGCUGCUGAAACAGUUUGAGAAAGAACGGCCAAGACCUCUUGAAUACGUGUUUGGAAGAUACAAGGAUGUGCGUCUUCCUGAUGCUUACGAGCGACUCUUCCUGGAAGUCAUUAUGGGCUCGCAGAUUGAUUUUGUGAGAACGGAUGAACUGGAGCAGUCAUGGCGCAUAUUUACUCCGCUGCUGAAACAGUUUGAGAAAGAACGGCCAAGACCUCUUGAAUACGUGUUUGGAAGCCGUGGUCCACCAGAAGCUGAUGAAAUGAUGAAGAAGCAUGGAUUUGCAUUUUCCGGUACUUAUAAAUGGGUUCCAAACCCGGGAUGUGCAGUGUCAAAAUAG